Molecule: messenger RNA, 893 nt
Organism: Procambarus clarkii (red swamp crayfish)
Lineage: Eukaryota; Metazoa; Arthropoda; Malacostraca; Decapoda; Cambaridae
Source: RefSeq, a predicted model, not a curated record
CCCAACACUGCUGGUGGGGACACUCAGCCCAACACUGCUGGUGGGGACACUCAGCCCAACACUGCUGGUGUGGGACUCUCAGCCCAACACUGCUGGUGUGGGACUCUCAGCCCAACACUGCUGGUGUGGGACUCUCAGCCCAACACUGCUGGUGUGGGACUCUCAGCCCAACACUGCUGGUGGAGGGACUCUCAGCCCAACACUGCUGGUGGGGGACUCUCAGCCCAACACUGCUGGUGGGGACUCUCAGCCCAACACUGCUGGUGUGGGACUCUCAGCCCAACACUGCUGGUGGAGGGACUCUCAGCCCAACACUGCUGGUGUGGGACUCUCAGCCAAACACUGCUGGUGGGGGACUCUCAGCCCAACACUGCUGGUGGGGGACUCUCAGCCAAACACUGCUGGUGGGGGACUCUCAGCCCAACACUGCUGGUGUGGGACUCUCAGCCCAACACUGCUGGUGGAGGGACUCUCAGCCCAACACUGCUGGUGGGGACUCUCAGCCCAACACUGCUGGUGUGGGACUCUCAGCCCAACACUGUUGGUGGGGGGGACUCAGCCCAACACUGCUGGUGGGGGGACACUCAGCCCAACACUGCUGGUGGGGACUCUCAGCCCAACACUGCUGGUGUGGGGUGUGGGACUCUCAGCCCAACACUGCUGGUGGAGGGACUCUCAGCCCAACACUGCUGGUGGGGGGACUCUCAGCCCAACACUGCUGGUGGGGGGACUCUCAGCCCAACACUGCUGGUGGGGGGACUCUCAGCCCAACAUUGCUGGUGUGGGACUCUCAGCCCAACACUGCUGGUGUGGGACUCUCAGCCCAACACUGCUGGUGGGGGGACUCUCAGCCCAACACUGCUGGUGGAGGGACUCUCAGCCCAACACUGCUG